CAGCCUUGUCACUCAGACAUCAUGGCGUAGCGAUGUGGACUGGGGGUGACACUGGUGGACAGCGAGAAGUUGGGAACUGAACAACCGCCGAGUGUUUGGAGGUAAUAGCGAGUGUGAACUAACGGAAAAGACGAGCAGACCUGAAGCGGCGGCUUCGCCGAGACUCGAGCCGUCCGUCACUUCUAAACAAAACAAAGCUGCAACCACAAAAUCCAGAACGGAGUGAAGAUGAUGUCAGACGCCAGCGAUAUGUUGGCAGCUGCCCUGGAGCAGAUGGAUGGAAUUAUUGCAGGCUCCAAAGCUCUCGACUACUCCAAUGGCUUGUAUGACUGCCAGUCGCCCACAUCCCCGUUCAUGGGCAGCUUGAGGGCCCUUCACCUGUUAGAGGACCUGAGGAGUGUCCUGGAAGUGAUGGACUCGGACGAAAGAGAGAGUCUUCGUUGUCAGAUCCCCGAUUCCACAGCAGACGGCCUGGUGGAGUGGCUCCAGGGUAACAUGUCCAACGGGCACAUUUCCCUGAGUGGGAGCGACCACUACCAAGAAAGACUCUCCCGUCUGGAGAGUGAUAAGGAGUCACUGGUGCUGCAGGUGAGUGUCCUGACUGAUCAGGUGGAGGCUCAAGGAGAGAAGAUUCGGGACCUGGAUGUGUGCUUGGACGAGCACCGAGACAAGCUGAACGCCACCGAGGAAAUGCUGCAACAGGAGCUGUUGUGCCGAACCGCGCUGGAGACACAGAAGCUGGAACUGAUGUCUGAAUUGUCCAACUUGAAGCUAAAGCUGAAUUCCAUGGAGAAGGAGAGAAUGGAUUUUGACGACAGAUUUAGGGACAGUGAGGAUUUGAUUCUUGAAAUAAACGAACUGCGGUACCGACUGACUGAUAUGGAAAGUGAGAAGAUGCAGUAUGAGAAAAAGCUGAAGUCAACCAAGUACGUAAUGGCUAAGCUUUCGAGCCUUAAAAUCAAAUAUGGCCAGCUGCACUAUGAGAAACAGCGGAAGGAGUACAAACUCCAGGCCAUGAAGGAGGAGCUCGCCGCGCUGAGAAGGCAGCUGGAGGGCAAAGACGCUGAGAUGAGGAGACUACAGGAUGAGACUGGCUUUAGAAGCAUGCCCUCGAGCGAGUCUGCAGAGAGAGUCCCUCAUCCAGAUGAAAAUCUUAGAAAGAGGCUGAAAGAAAAACAUGUGGAAGUGCAGAGAAUGAAAAAGGCAGUGGAGUCGCUCAUGGCAGCCAACGACGAGAAGGAUCGUAAGAUUGAGGAGCUAAAACACUCACUACAUCGGUACAAGAAGGUUCAAGACAUGGUGAUGUCCGUGCAAGUAAAGAAAGAGAAAAGCAAAGAAAGUCAGCAGAGUGAGAGUCCUGCGGAAAGUCCUGUCACAUCGUUGUCCAGCAACCCGAUGUCAGUGGAGUCUGACAAACAGGAGGAUGCAGACGCUGAGCAAGUGCAGGGGAAGAGUCCCUAUGAGAUGGACACGGUGAACAGAGGGAGUGAUGAGACAUCACCAACCCCGAGUCCUGUGGACCAGGAGCCCGUGUCGGGUUUGACAUCAACAGAAGGUCAAAGCCAAGAUGUGACCAACAACAAUGACUGUAGAAAAGAUCAGAUCAACAAUGAAAAGAACGCAAAUGAAGAGAUGAGUGUGAACACAGAAAUUGUGAGCACAGAAAAGCCGCCUGUGAAUCCUUCUGCGACGUUGCCCGCCACCGUUGAGGAAGACAGCUUUGGUUCUAAAAAGGCCAGAUCUUCUUUUGGAAAAGGUUUUUUCAAGAUGCGUGGCGGGAAGAAGACGCCCGGCGUGCAGAAUCUGGACCGCAGCCGGAGUGCGAGUGCGCCUAUGCUAGCUGAGACUGAGCGACGUGGUACCGACCAUCUGGACCUGGCAGGGCUUCCUCAGCAGUCCAAGAACAGCGACAGCACACACACUCUCCCCACCACGCCGGAGGCCAGUAAAAAAUCCAAAGGCAUUAAGAAACUUUUUGGGAAACUUAAGAGGAGCCAAUCCACGACGUUCAACCUGGAUGACAACGUGCCAGAAGGAGAGUUCAAGAGAGGAGGUGUGCGGGCCACUGCAGGACCCAGACUGGGCUGGUCCCGGGAUUUCCAGCGCGGCAAUAAUGAUGUCGACGCGCCAUUCGCCCGCUGGUCCAAGGAUCAGGUGUGUGACUGGCUGCAGGACCAAGGUCUGGGUCUGUAUGUGAACAUGGCUCGGGUUUGGGUGUCCAGUGGACAGACGCUGCUGCAGGCCUCGCAGCAGGACCUGGAGAAGGAGCUGGGAAUCAAACACCCACUGCACAGGAAGAAGCUGCAGCUGGCUCUGCAGGCUCUGGGCUCCGAGGAAGAAGACAACAAGGGGAAGCUGAACUUCAACUGGGUGACCAGGUGGCUGGAUGACAUCGGCCUGCCGCAGUACAAGACCCAGUUUGAUGAGGGGAGAGUGGACGGCCGCAUGCUGCACUACAUGACGGUGGACGACCUUCUCUCUUUGAAGGUGGGAAGUGUCCUGCAUCACCUCAGCAUCAAGAGGGCCAUCCAGGUUCUGCGGCUCAACAACUACGAGCCAAACUGUUUGCGUCGCAGACCGUCCGACGAGAACAACAUCUCACCGGCUGAGAUUUCUCAGUGGACAAACCACAGAGUGAUGGAGUGGCUGCGUUCGGUCGAUCUCGCCGAGUACGCCCCAAACCUGAGAGGUAGCGGCGUCCAUGGUGGUUUGAUGGUACUGGAGCCCAGGUUUAACGUAGAAACCAUGGCACUGCUGCUGAACAUCCCCCCUAACAAGACUCUGCUGCGCCGGCACCUGGCCACACACUUCAACCUCCUGAUCGGAUCCGAGGCUCAGCAACUCAAACAGGAGUGUCUGGAAAAUCCCGACUACACUCUGCUGACAGCCACCACCAAAGUCAAGCCGAGGAAAUUGUCGUUUGGCACAUUUGGCCGGAAGAAGAAACUUGAAGAGAGUGAAGAGUAUGUCUGUCCCAUGGAUGUGGUGAUGCCAAAGGGAAGAAGUUUCCAGAAAGGAUUCGAACUCCAGAUUUACGAGGAUGACCUUGACAGGCUAGAGCAGAUGGACGACUCGGAGGGAACGGUACGACAGAUCGGAGCGUUCUCAGAGGGAAUCCAGAAUCUCACCAGCAUGUUGAAAGACGAUGAAUUCUUCAAAGAGAUGUCGAACUCACCAAAUCCCAGCGUUACGGACGAAGACUCGAAUGCAGGAGAGCGGUUGCACUGAGAGCCGUUCCUCCUGCCAGCGUCAGAACUGUAGCGUCAACAGGCCCGCCAGCGCUCCCACUCCCUUUCUGUCAGCAUCACAAAGAUGAGCCAAAAGUGUUCACGUCACGUUCAGUUUACAUUUGUCUCCAUAACAGAGGGAACAUUUAGGGUAACACCACUGCUUUCCCAGCUGGUUUCUGGAGGUCUUUUGUACGUAGUCAUGGUCUUAAAUUGUUUAUUUUUAAGAAAUGGAAGUGUCAACCAGCAGAAGUCCUUGUGCUAAAAUGUUUUUUUUUAGAGGUAACGUAUCACUUUAAGAGCUUUUAUCAUGAGAGAGAUGAAAUACAUUUUUAAAGUUUCCGCUGCUACAUUUUUCUACAGAAUUUAAAUGAACACAAAUUGUCAUGUUUUGAAUUUAUAACCUGUUAUUACCUUCUGCAUUAAUCUUCUGCAUGCAUUUGCACCACUACAUAUCAUACUGAAACAAUGAUGAUGAAUGUCAGUGCAUUCAACAACUGCCAUAUUUUUAUAUUCCAUACUCUUUAGCAGAAUCUUUGGAAAAUGUGACACGGCAAAAAAAAGACCUUUCUUUGUGUGACGAUGUGAUACAAGCUGCUGAAGUGUCAGAGCCCGUUUUACUUUACAUGCAGCAAUUUCUGAGAUCAAUAAAGUUAUUUAAAUCACCUUUGGCUACAUGUUGCUGAUGCAUUUGGAGUUUGUUAAAUUACACAUGUAACUCAGAUGCUUCUUUUUACUCAAAAUGAAUAAAU
Synchiropus splendidus (mandarinfish) is the source of this 3979-nucleotide messenger RNA. RefSeq names its product PPFIA binding protein 1b (gene ppfibp1b). Gene Ontology annotation, molecular function: protein binding. The transcript is spliced from 29 exons. Bases 229 to 3228 code for a protein of 999 amino acids. Gene Ontology annotation, biological process: neuromuscular junction development. Lineage: Eukaryota; Metazoa; Chordata; Actinopteri; Syngnathiformes; Callionymidae. The record is from RefSeq and is a predicted model, not a curated record. Gene Ontology annotation, cellular component: presynaptic active zone.